Chanos chanos (milkfish) is the source of this 1428-nucleotide messenger RNA. It is a transcript of the gene gas7b, whose product is annotated as growth arrest-specific 7b. NCBI's taxonomy places the organism in Eukaryota, Metazoa, Chordata, Actinopteri, Gonorynchiformes, Chanidae. Bases 1 to 1428 code for a protein of 475 amino acids. The record is from RefSeq and is a predicted model, not a curated record. The transcript is spliced from 14 exons. Gene Ontology annotation, biological process: clathrin coat assembly; clathrin-dependent endocytosis; neuron projection morphogenesis. Gene Ontology annotation, cellular component: clathrin-coated vesicle; plasma membrane; clathrin-coated pit. Gene Ontology annotation, molecular function: protein binding.
AUGUCUGGAUCUUUCUGUAAAAGUUUAUAUCCUUUCAACGGAGAUCAACAUCAGCAGGGGUUAACAUUCGAAGCUGGAGAAGUUAUUAAAAUAACACAAGCGUUGCCUGGCGGAUGGUGGGAAGGAGAAAAGGAUGGACUCAGGGGAUGGUUUCCUUCAAGUUACGUUCAGGUAGUAGAGAGGUCUGUAUCCAUGACCGCACUACCUUGUGAGGACCUGAACAGAAGCCCACUGCCCAAAGACUGGAAAUGUUAUCUGACCCCACAAGGACGCAAGUACUAUGUCAACACGGUGAGCAAUGAGACAACGUGGGAAAAACCAUCCAGCGCUCCCGGGACCCCCAAAACCUCAUUAAAACAUAAGAAUUCCCUACCCACAGCCGUGAAUGGAUUUCACAAUAGUGGAAGUCCAUUGCAUCAGAUGGACCAACAUCACCUGCUCACACGGAAGGCAAGCACAGAUCAGCAGAGCCCGGUUUCUUCUUCACCUACCAGAAAGCAAGAGCAAGAGACCUCGAUUACUAUCAACUCUGUAACGUUCCCCCUUCCACUGAACAUGCCAGAGCAGCAGCUGUUGAAACCGAAUGAGUGGAGCUACUGUGAUUAUUUUUGGGCAGACAAAAAGGAUCCUCAGGGAAACGCUUCCAUUAGCGGGUUUGAGGUUUUACUUCAGAAGCAACUGAAGGGAAGGCAGAUGCAGAAAGAGAUGGCAGAGUUUAUACGGGAGAGAAUCAAGAUUGAGGAGGAAUAUGCCAAGAAUCUUUCAAAGCUCUCUCAGAUUCCCCUGGCAGCACAGGAGGAGGGCACACUGGGAGAGGCCUGGGCACAGCUGAAGAAAAGCCUGGCAGAUGAAGCAGAAGUUCACCUCAAGUUCUCCUCUAAGCUUCACAGUGAAGUAGAGAAACCGUUUCUGACAUUCCGAGACAACUUUAAAAAGGACAUGAAGAAGUUUGACCAUCACAUUGCUGAUCUGAGAAAACAACUGGCCAGUCGUUAUGCUGCUGUCGAAAAGGCUCGGAAGGCCCUUGCAGAUCGGCAGAAAGACUUAGAGGUGAAAACUCAACAGCUGGAGAUCAAACUGAGCAGUAAAAUUGAGGAGGACAUCAAGAAGGCUCGGAGGAAAUCUACACAAGCUGGGGACGACUUGAUGCGGUGUGUGGAUCUGUACAACCAGGCCCAGUCCAAAUGGUUUGAGGAGAUGGUCACCACAAGUCUUGAGCUGGAGAGACUGGAGGUAGAACGUGUGGAGAUGAUCAGGCAACACCUGUGUCAGUACACAACACUGCGGCAUGAGACAGACAUGUUUAACCAAAGUACCAUGGAGCCAGUUGACAAGCUCCUUCAGUGUGUGGAUCCUGCCAGAGACAGAGAGCUGUGGGUAAAAGAACACAAGACAGGAGAAGUCAGACCAGUGGACAUGGAGAUUUAA